Molecule: messenger RNA, 1116 nt
Organism: Gavialis gangeticus (Gharial)
Lineage: Eukaryota; Metazoa; Chordata; Crocodylia; Gavialidae
Gene: HSPB7
Product: heat shock protein family B (small) member 7
Exons: 3
Coding region: 583-1074 (163 amino acids)
Biological process (GO): heart development
Cellular component (GO): cytoplasm; nucleus
Source: RefSeq, a predicted model, not a curated record
AAACACCCCCUGCAAUGGCAUUUUCCAGUGCUCCCUCUCACAAACCAACAGGCCGUCACCUAUUCGCAGCAAGUCCAAGCCCUCGUCAUCUCCCGGACAGCCCUCACCCCGGCACCCUCUCCUGACGCCUUCCUUUUUUUGGGAAGUCGCCCGCCCUCUGCCAGGCGCAGCCAGGACCGAGUGGGAGCUGCAUUAUCCAGGCAGGCAGGAAUGCCGGCGAUGAGAUCAGAUUCCUCCUACCACCGGUUGUUGGCGCCCUGGCAGGGGGACGGGGGAAAAUUUCCACCCGGCUGAAGGAUGCACAAGCAGCUAAAUUUAGGCUGUUUUACAAGAGGGCUGGAAGGCAGCCCAGAGACUAAAGGGGGCUUUAUAAACCCAACAGCUGCCUCCGAGCCGUGCUGUCCUCAUCCACCCAGCCGGCUAUAAAGAGGGCCGUGCCAGUGCCCCCCUGGGCCCGGCUCUGAUUCCCAUUCUCCUGCAGGAGGAGGGAAGAUCCACUCCUCCCACCCCAGUUGGUUGCCUGGUUGGGUUUAUUUGUAUUUCUUUGCUCCCCCUCUCUCCCGGCAACGUGCCCCGAGGUGGAUGAGCGUGAAGUCCUCCUCUGCCUUCCACUCCCAGCGGCACUUCCACCACAGCUCGUCCUCGGCCUCCCCGGCCCCCUCCCAGCAGCACCGCAUGGAGAAAGCCCGCGGGAUAUUCGCCGACGACUUCGGGAAGUUCAUGAGGCCGCGCACGGAGCCUCUGGGCUUCGCAGCCCGUCCAGGCAACGCGGGGAACAUUAAGACGCUGGGAGACACCUACCAGUUUGCCGUGGACGUCAGCGACUUCUCCCCCGAGGACAUCAUCGUCACCACGUCCAACAACCAGAUCGAGGUCCACGCAGAGAAGCUGGCGGCAGACGGGACCGUCAUGAACACCUUCACCCACAAGUGCCAGCUGCCCGAAGAUGUGGACCCCACUUCUGUCACCUCUGCCCUGGGCCCCGACGGCACCCUCACCAUCAAAGCCAGGCGGCACCCGGCCAAGCACACGGAGCACGUGCAACAGACCUUCCGGACUGAGAUCAAAAUCUGAGAGGCGGCGGGAGGGCAGGGGCAGGGGCAGGGGCAGGGGCAG